This is a messenger RNA of Gymnodraco acuticeps, 1663 nucleotides long. RefSeq names its product inter-alpha-trypsin inhibitor. Lineage: Eukaryota; Metazoa; Chordata; Actinopteri; Perciformes; Bathydraconidae. Bases 44 to 694 code for a protein of 216 amino acids. The record is from RefSeq and is a predicted model, not a curated record. The transcript has 6 exons. Gene Ontology annotation, molecular function: serine-type endopeptidase inhibitor activity.
CCUGCCUCACUCCAGGAGAGACAGCUCGAAGACAAGCAGCAAGAUGAGGCUCUUGUUGUUUCUGGGUUUGGUUUUUGCUGCAUUCGAAAUCAGCAAUUCGAUUCCAGCUUUCUGCCAAUUGGAUCAGGAUGAAGGUGAAGGCACAAGCUUUACCUUCUCUCUGUUUUAUGACCCCGUCCAAGAUCAGUGCAACCCUUUCAUAUACAAAGGCCAAGGAGGAAAUGGCAACCGAUUUGAAAAUGAACGAGAGUGCAUAAGAAACUGUUCCACCAAUACAGAGGCAAAGUACCCCAUGAAUGUGGUCCAAGCUUGCCACUUUAAACAUGCUGUAGGUGGCUGCAGUGGCAAGUUUUUGAGGUAUUACUACGAUUCUGUCCAUGACAAAUGCAAAAAGUUCCUUUGGUCUGGAUGCAUCGGAAACGGAAACAGAUUUUUUGACCAGACCAGCUGCAACGCCACCUGUGAUGGCAUCCACGAUGAUCGUGAGGAAGCCGAGGAGGAGGAGCCGGACACUCCCAUUGCAAUCAUCUGUGGAGUUCUGCUUGCCCUCAUUGUUGCCGCUAUCAUCAUAACUGUGACUGUCUUGACCAUUCAGUCAAAGAAAAAGAACCCCAAGAACAAGGUGGAAGGGAAAAGUAAAGAACCCCAGUCUGGCUCACCUCUACAGGGCGACAAGGAUAUUGAAAUGUCAUAGAAAAUCCUGUCACCUCAAUAGCAAUAUGCAAAGUUACCAUUAAUUUGGAUUUGGAUUCUAAUUCUACAGGCCUUGAUACUAAACAUAACAACUUAAGAUGAAUUUAGAUUUUUUUUUACUGACAUAAUUUAAUAGCUACAAUUGCAUUGCAAUUUUGAUCAAUUUUGUAUUUUAUCACCUUUGUGCAAAGUGAUGUUUUUUAAGUUGUAUUUUUCCUGGAAGCUUUCAUUCAGCAAUCCAAAAAUAAACGUGAUAAGCCGUUCUGUAAUCAAAAGAAACCAGAUCUUAGUCAAUUAAUUGCUUUGUUUGUUUGAUUAGAUACCUUUUAUAAGUUAGUAAUUGUCAAGAUUGUUGUUCCAGGCACAAUGUCAAAGGUUUCCUUUAUUCUAGCGUUUUAGUUGUUUAGCUGCUUUCAUCUGCCUUAUCUGAUUUUAAAGUAUACAUGUUUUCGGACUGUUGGUGGGACGAAAUCAUUUAGGAUCCAGUGAUGGAAUGGUUUUUGACUUGAUUUAUCAAAAAUUCUAUAGACAAAAUGAAUAAUUGAAAACAAAUUGGCAAAUCAGUAAUGAAUGAACACACCUAUAGUAACUUUAAGGGGAAAUAUUUCCAUUUGAAGCAAGUAGGUUUCUUUUUAUGAAAAACACCUUGAUUUGUAAAUUGCCAACACACGACUGCAUGAUCACCUGGCUCAAAGAUUUGCUGAAAAAUGUCUUCUGUAGGGACGUCCCAAUUGUAAACCCAACAUAUAUUUAGAGCUGUUUUCGUGAAGUGAUGACCACACACUCUCUGUUAUUAUGUGUACCUGCUCAGCAUUUUUGAAUCUAUUGUUUUAGUCUGCAAACAUCUCAAUAUAAAAGUGUCAAAAAACAACAUUUUACAUUUUCUCCCAUGUAUGCUAAAACUUACGGCUGUGAUGUAAAAUGGCCAUGCUUUGUAUUUUGGAUAAUAAAGCGGUUUUGCCAAAGAAAA